Molecule: messenger RNA, 6750 nt
Organism: Cotesia glomerata
Lineage: Eukaryota; Metazoa; Arthropoda; Insecta; Hymenoptera; Braconidae
Product: transcriptional regulator ATRX homolog
Exons: 9
Coding region: 196-6624 (2142 amino acids)
Cellular component (GO): nucleus
Molecular function (GO): ATP-dependent chromatin remodeler activity; ATP binding; ATP hydrolysis activity
Source: RefSeq, a predicted model, not a curated record
AGGUAGUAUAGUUGCUGUAUGUAUACCUUUUAGCCGCCAUUGUAAUUGUAAACAGUAAUGGCCACAAGCAAAUGAAAAUCAAGAAGUUAUUUCUCAAAUGUUUGUUAAAACAAUUUUAAUAAAAAUACAUAUUGAUAAUUAAUGAACUUAUUAAAACAUAAUUGGUGAUUCCUUGUGAAUAAACAACACUUAAUUAUGAAUCACCAGCUCAAAUGUUUGGUGAAAGAAACACCGGACGAGUUAUCGUAUCGCAAAAAGUAUUUCCCAAAUUGUGAUUCGGUAAAAAGUCAAGAUUUAUUGUGUAGAAUUUGCGAUGACACUUUAACAAAAAACUCAUUCAAAAUUCAUCCAAUAUUGGGAAUUUUAUUAUGCAAGCAAUGCUAUGAAGAAAAUAAAUCAGCGGAUAAACAAAAAUGCAUGGUGUGCAAUGAAGAUGGUAAAUUAAUUGAAUGCAAGAGCAAAAAAUGUUCUUAUUUAACUUGCGAGAAAUGCAUGACAAGAUUAAAUUCAGGAGCAAAAUCAUUUUACAAACAAGGCAAAUGGAAUUGUUUUGCUUGUCAUACUAAGCCAUUGUACAAAUUACGAGGAAUAUCAGCUGUCAUGGCGUCUAAUUCUGAAGAUCAAUCAAAUAAAAGGAUUAUAAAUAAAGCUCAGAAAACAAAUGGACAGCUUUUAUCACGUUCCGAUUCAACUUCCAGUUCCGGUACUGAGUUUACUAAAACUAAAAUAUUAGACACUAAUUUAUCUUCUUCAAGAUCUAAACAUCAUAAUUUAUCUGAAAUUUCGGACAAUGAAUCUCAUGAAGAUGACACGCUUACUAAUCGCCAGUUGCUUGAUUUUAAACACAAUGUCAAGAAAUUAUUUGACGGGUUAAAAGAUAUGGGAAAUAAAUUGCUUGAAGAAGUUGAUAAAGCUCAGCAGAAUUUUCAUUCAUCUAAACGUAAAUUAAAGUCUUCUGAUGUUGUUAAUAUGAUUUCUGAGUGUAAGAAUAUUAUUCAGCAUGUUCAAGAUUCGACAAAUAAACAGGAGAAAAAAUUAAUAGAGCGACACAAAACUUGGUGCAGAAAAUCUAAAAUUAAAAAUACACUUUUUCAAAAUGAUAUUAAAUCAAAAAAACAAGAUAAUAAAAAUUAUUCUUCAGAUGAAGGUCAAAAUAAAAUUACGUCUACGCCGAUUAAAAAUACUGAAAGGAUGGUUAAAAAAACUAAUUCUAAAUUAAAUGUAUCUGAUUGUGAUGAGCAAGUAUUUUCAGGUGAUGAAAAUAAUCGUAAUAUUAACAAUGACACUGAUAUGGACGAAAAUCCAUUGGAUCAAUCCAAAGAUUUAUUUUCUGACGAUGGUUUGAAUGAUACACUAGCCUCACCUAAAUCCAGUAAAAAAUCUUCCGAAGAAAGUGACACUGAAAAUAAUAAACGAAAAAAACGUUUUUUAAAAGUUAAAUCUAAAAAUACUGUAAACUCUGACGAUGAAAGCGAUUCAAGUGAAAAAGUAAAACCCAAAAGACGUUUAUCUAAAACAAAACUUGAUAAAAUUAGAGAAAGAUCUAAGACUAAAUUAUUAGAUAAAGAUAAAAAUAAGUCUUCGGAUUCAGAUUUUACUGAAGAUCCCACACCCACCAAAGGAUCUAAACAAUCAGAUGAUAGUUGUAAUAAUAAUAAUAAUAAUAAUAAUAAUAAGACUGAUGUAAAUAUAAGUAACAAAAAUCCUGGAGAUGUUUCUUCGGAUCUUGAUUCUAAUACAAAAGAAAAAACUAACAAUAUUUCAGAAUCGGAACAUGAAAAUAAUGAUAAAGAAGAACAAGCUAAAAAUGAUUUAUUAAAAUCUUCUUCUGAGUCUGACAAUGAAGAUAAAAAUUCUAUUUUAAAUUCUUCAGAUUCUGAGCAUCUUAAUAAUGAUGAUUUAUUAAAAUCUUCUUCUGACAAUGAAGAUGAUAAAAAUAAAAAUAAAAACAAAGUAGAUAAAGACAAAAAUUCCAUAUUAAAUUCUUCGGAUUCUGAGCAUCAUAAUGAUGAUAAAGCUAAAGAAGAUUUAUUAAAAUCUUCUUCAGAUUCUGACAAUGAUAAAAAGAAAAAGAAAGAUGAAGAAGCUAAAAAUGAUUUAUUGAAAUCUUCUUCAGAUUCUGAUAAUGAAGAUAAAAAUAAGAAAGUAGAUGAAGAUAAAAAUUCUAUAUUAAAUUCUUCAGAUUCUGAGCAUCAUAAUGAUGAUAAAGCUAAAGAAGAUUUAUUAAAAUCUUCUUCAGAUUCUGACAAUGAAGAUGAUAAAAAUAAAAAAAAAAAGAAAGAUGAAGAAGCUAAAAAUGAUUUAUUAAAAUCUUCAGAUUCUGAAAAUGAAGAUGAUAAAAAUAAAAAGAAAAUGGAUGAAGAAGUUAAAAAUUCUAUAUUAAAUUCUUCAUCAGAUUCUGAGAAACUAAAUGAUGAUAAAGCUAAAGAAGAUUUAUUAAAAUCUUCUUCAGAUUCUGACAAUGAAGAUAAAAAUAAAAAAAAAAUAGAUGAGCCCAAAAAAGAUUUAUUAAAUUCUAGUUCAGAAUCUGAUAAAGAAAAAAAUUUAUUUAAAAAAAAAGCUAAUAAUAACAAAAAUAACAGUAGUAGUGACAAUGAAACAACUAGUUCAAAAUCUAAAAAACGUAAAUUAAAAAUUAAAAAAUUUAAUUCCAGUGACGACAAAAAAUUAAAAUUAAAAUGCAUUGUUGAGUUGAAUCGACUGAGCAAAAAAACUUUAUCUCAACACUCAAAAGCUCUUCGUUUAUCAGCUGAAUAUUUGGAAAACAAAAAAGUUUCAAGUUUGUUGUCUCUUGAUGGACUUGAUAAAAAGAAGAAAAAGAAGAAACAUCGCAGUGAUUCAUCAACAGACGAGUCUUCUAACUCGAGAUCAAGGAAGAAAACUAAACUUGUUGAUGAGACUUUGCUGGAUCAUUUAAAGAAAGUCGAGACUGGAAAUGGCAACAAUGACAGCAAUAAUUCUGCUUCGGAAGAUGAAGAUUCUGGUAAAAAGAUUGUUGAAGAAAAUGAACCGAGUUUAGAUCAGCAAGCUGAUAAAAUUGCUAAGUCUGCUAUUCUUGCUUCUUCUGAAUCGAGUGAUAAUGAGGAAACACCUGUAGAGGAAACUCUAAAUGAUUCUCCGAGUUCUAAAAAUUCUAAAGAUGGCAAGAAAAAAAAUAAAAAAAAUGACACUGAAGAUCAGGAUAAGGAGGAUGAUAAAGAAAAAAAGAGUAAAGGUAAUGACAGUUGGAAACGUAGCAAAUUAUUGACCAGUAAAAUUUUAGAUUCAGAUUCAGAUGUCGAGAAUUUAAAAGCUCAAGAAAAAUUGUCCCAGCGCAGCAAAAAUGACGAAUCAGACAGCAAUAAAGAAGCUGAUGAUUCAUUCAAAGUUAAGAAAAAAACCACCAGAACUCGAAGACGUCGUUUGGAUUCGGAUUCAGACGUCAAAAUUUCAGACGAUUCGGGGUCUGAUUCUGACGAUGAUAAUAAAAAAAAUAAAGGUUCGGACGGCGAUAAAAAAGAGGGAAAAAAAUCUAAACGUAAGAAAAGAUCGGACUCUUCAGAUUCGAGUUUGUCGAUGGUAUCGAAAAAAAAUAAAACAAAGCGUCGUAGAAUUCGAGCUGUUGCUGACAGUGAUGAUAGCAGUGAUGAUGAUUUAAACAGUUCUCAGGGUGGAGCUAAUAAAAGUGGGCGUAAAAAUAUUCGCAAAGUUUUGAAAGAUAAGCAUGUUGAUAAUAGCACUCUCCAGGCGGCUAAGCAAGAAGAGGAACGGAUUAAACGCAUGGCUGAACGUCAAAAAUUGUACAAUGAAAUGUACGAAGCCAGAUUAGCGAGUGAAGCUAAAGUUGACAAGCUUGUUCUAGAUUUUGACGCUGAAACAAAGCAAGUAUUGCUGGAAGUUGAUGAGAAUUUAGUAAAACGUUUAAAACCUCAUCAAGCAAAGGGUAUCAAAUUUAUGUGGGAUGCAUGCUUUGAAUCUUUGGAAAGAAUUAAAGAAUCUGAAGGGUCUGGGGGUAUUUUAGCUCACUGCAUGGGUCUUGGUAAAUCUUUUCAAGUUGUAACUCUCUCUCAUACUUUGCUAACGCACAGUGAGAAAACGGGGAUAAAUACUAUUCUCAUUGUAGUUCCUUUGAGUACUGUUUUAAAUUGGAUGAAUGAAUUUAAAAUAUGGCUCUCGGAAGUUGAAAAUGGCGCGGAUAUUGAAUUGUACGAAAUGACUAAAGCUAAGACAAAUUUAGAGCGGAGAUGUCAGUUAGAAAACUGGCAAAGAACCGGAGGUGUAUUAAUUAUCGGCUAUGAAAUGUUCCGUAACCUCUGUGCUAUUAAGGGUAAAGUACGUAAAAGCGUACAGGAGGCUAUUUUAAAGACAAUCCUCGAUCCAGGACCUGAUUUGAUUGUUUGUGAUGAGGGUCAUUUAUUAAAAAAUGAAGAUUCGGCUAUAAGCAAAGCCAUAAGACGAGUUAAAACUCUGAGAAGAAUAGUAUUAACUGGUACACCUUUGCAAAAUAAUUUAAUAGAAUAUCACUGCAUGGUACAAUUUGUAAAGCCGAAUUUACUUGGUACAAAAAAAGAAUUUUCAAACCGAUUUGUUAAUCCUAUCCAAAAUGGACAGUUUGAUGACUCAACAGAGUAUGACGUAAAGCUUAUGAAAAAACGCGCCCAUGUGCUUCACAAAAUGUUGGAGGGCAGCGUUCAACGCUUUGAUUAUUCUGUUUUAACUCCAUUCUUACCUCCCAAACAGGAGUACGUUAUUUCAAUAAGAUUAACUCCUGUACAAGUUAAAUUAUACCAGUAUUACAUUGACAAUUUUGCGCGCAAACACAAAGGAGUCGGUGGGUCACUUUUUGCUGACUUUCAAGCUCUGUCCCGCCUGUGGACUCAUCCGUUUGUCGUUAAGCUUCACACGGAAAACAGCGAGAGAAUUCAGCAGAAAAAACGAGAAGCUGAAACUGACUCCGAGGGCUCGCUUAAAGAUUUUAUUGAUGAUGGUAGUGAGAGCGAGUCAUCAAGUGUGAGCUCUAAUUCUAGCAAUAGUAGUAAUGAAAGUGAUGUUAUUACUCUGGAUGAUGAGGAUGGGAAGAACAGUAAGAAAAAUAAACCACCACCACCCAAGCGAGGCACUCGUGCUAAUCCAGUCGCUGAGCCGGAGAUUCCCGAGCCGGAAGAAGCGCCAGCUGAGAACAAAGAAUGGUGGACUGAAUUUGUCAAAGAAGAAGACUUUGAUGACAUGAGAUUGUCCGCUAAGUUGAUGAUUUUGUUUGAUAUUAUUAAAGAAGCUGAGGCUAUUGGUGAUAAAGUUCUUGUAUUCUCACAAUCUUUGUACUCGUUGACUUUAAUUGAGAAAUUUUUGGGGAUGAUUGACGAUGAGACCCAAAAUGGGAAAGAAUUGGAUAGUUUAGAUAAACACACUGGCUGUUGGGCUAUCGGUCAAGAUUAUUUCAGAUUCGACGGACAAACUUCUGCGGAAAAUCGGAGCCACUGGGUCAAAAGUUUCAACAAACCUUCCAACACUCGAGCUAGGUUAUUUUUGAUUUCAACUCGAGCUGGUGGGCUUGGUAUUAAUUUGACGGCUGCCAAUAGAGUUGUUAUUUUUGACGCUAGCUGGAAUCCUUCUCACGAUGUACAAAGUAUAUUCAGAAUUUACAGAUUUGGGCAGAAAAAACCCUGCUAUGUUUAUCGUUUAUUAGCUGCGGGUACUAUGGAGGAGAAAAUUUACAAUCGGCAAGUCACUAAAUUGUCAUUAUCAUGCCGAGUUGUUGAUGAACUGCAAAUAGAACGGCACUACAGCAACAAUGAUCUUGCUGAACUGUACAAAUUUGAUCCACCGAGUGAAACUACACCCGACUUGGCGCUACCCAAAGAUCGUUUACUCGCUGAGAUAUUUUUACGGCACAAAAAUUUAGUCGAAACCUUCCACGAGCAUGAUUCUUUAUUAGAAAAUAUUGCGGAGGAAGAACUAGACGCUGAGGAACGGAAACAAGCUUGGCAAGAGUAUGAAGAUGAAAAGGCUGGAAAACGAAUGAUUCCACCUCAAAUGAUGAUUAACUAUUCUAAUGUCAAUCAGAAUCUAAUUCCCAAUCAUCAGCACAUGCUCAUGAUGCAGCAGUAUGGCAGUCAAAUGAUGAAUUCUCUUAAUCAGCUCAACAAUCCAAAUAAACAAGUUGAACUAUCACAACUUAUGAGCAUGUUCCAGCAAGAUUAUCCUCAGUUAAACGAACAGCAACAUCGAGCUAUGGCUCUAAAGGCUCUCAGCAACAUGUACAACUAUGUUGAAAAUCAAAUGGUCGGACGUGGCAGCUACAAUACUGGUUCUGUUAUGCCUAACCCCGUUAAUAGUAUCAAUAAUCCUACUGCUACUUUGGCUAAUGCUCUGGCCCAACAAGAGUACACGCGGUUGCAUUCUGGGAGUGGAUAUAAUCAACAGAAUCUUACUCAGCAGCAACGGCAAAUGAUGUACUCUCAAUCUUUCGGGAAUAAUUCUUUUGGUAAAACUCAACAAAAAACACCUGCUAAUCCUCCUACAACUACAACUGCUUCUAAACAAUUUGUCAGUAAUGAUGACAGUGAUGAUAUUAUUGAGAUACCUUCCAGUAGUAGUAGCAGAGUUAAUCAAGCCAGUAAUGCCCCCAAGAGACAGGAAGAAUAAUAUAAUAUUUAAACAACAAGUAUUCCUUUAAUUUUAUAAUUAUUUUUAAUAUUUUCAAUUUUAAAACUAAGGAUAAUUUAAGAUAAAAAUUUAGAGUAAGUAAAUAUAUAUUUAAGAAUGAUAAUU